CCUGAGGAAAGAAGGAAUCCAUCCUACUGAAGCUGACCCAACAGGUAAUGCUCCCUGUUUUGAUGUCUUGGGGUCAAGAACAUGCUGAGAACCAUGAUGUGGCUGUUCAUCGCCAUUACUUACUUAAUCUGUAUUACUGAAAGUUCCAGUGCAAGCCCUGAAGUGUCUAUGGACGUUGGUGAAAUUGUUCACUACCACGGGUACCCCUAUGAAGAGCAUGAAGUGGUGACAGAAGAUGGCUAUUACCUUACCUUACAGAGGAUUCCUCAUGGCAAAGACAACUCAGGAAGCAUGAGUGCCUCCCAUGAAGCAGAAACACCGGGAUCCAGCAUGUUCUGCCACCCUCCCAAACCUGCAGUGCUCCUGCAGCAUGGCCUGGUGUUGGAGGGCAGUAACUGGGUUACAAACCUGCCCAACAGAAGCCUGGGCUUCAUCCUUGCAGAUGCUGGCUAUGAUGUCUGGAUAGGAAACAGCAGGGGGAACAGCUGGUCACGAAAGCACAAAGAAUUUGAAUUUCACAGUGAGAAAUAUUCAUCUUACAGCUUUCAUGAGAUGGCCAUGUAUGAUCUUCCAGCAACAAUCAACUAUAUUCUGCAGAAAACAGGACAGGAGCAGUUAUACUACGUGGCUUACUCUCAAGGCACGACCACAGGUUUCAUUGCAUUUUCUUCCAUUCCUGAGCUGGAUCGCAAAAUUAAGAUGUUUUUUGCCCUGGCUCCUAUCACCACAAGCUCAAAUAUGAAGUCACCCUUGGUCAGAGUGUUUGAUCUUCCCGAGGGUCUGAUUAAGCUCAUCUUAGGACGCACAGUGGUCUUUGAUAAGGAUGAGAUCCUGAGGCAAGUGACAUCACGUUUGUGCAGCUACACAUUCUUCAAAAGCUUCUGCUCCUUGGUCCUGUACUUGCCUGGUGGGUUUACCAACAGCUUAAACGUGAGCCGCAUAGAUGUCUACCUGUCCCACUACCCUGAUUCAACAUCCCUAAAAAACAUGUUACAUUGGCGCCAGCUCUAUCAAACAGGGGAAUUCAAAUAUUAUGAUUAUGGAAGUGACAACAUGCUUCACUACAACCAGAGCACACCGCCCUUCUAUGAGCUAGAAAAUAUGAAAGCACCACUUGCUGCAUGGUUUGGUGGCAAGGACUGGAUUUCUGCCCCUGAAGAUGUAAAUAUAACACUGCCUCGUAUAACCAAUGUGGCGUACAAAAAGUACAUUCCUGAAUUUGUCCACUUUGAUUUCCUUUGGGGUAUGCAGGUAUAUGAACAAAUAUACAAAGAAAUUCUUGAACUGAUGAAGAAGAACGCCUAG
Lagopus leucura (white-tailed ptarmigan) is the source of this 1305-nucleotide messenger RNA. Its product is annotated as lipase member M-like. Bases 82 to 1305 code for a protein of 407 amino acids. Gene Ontology annotation, biological process: lipid metabolic process. The record is from RefSeq and is a predicted model, not a curated record. Gene Ontology annotation, molecular function: hydrolase activity, acting on ester bonds. The transcript is spliced from 10 exons. NCBI's taxonomy places the organism in Eukaryota, Metazoa, Chordata, Aves, Galliformes, Phasianidae.